GGUUUAAUUUCUACAACUGAGAAACAGGUAGAUCGGGAAAACAAAGAGGAACACAUUCUAGAGGUGAUAGUGUCCGAUAAUGGCACCCCUCCUCUGCAGUCCACCUCUCUCGAGUUGUCAUACAGGUGUUGGAUGUGAAUGACAAUACUCCUACAUUCUCCCAGAAACUCUUCACCGCCCAGCUCCCAGAACGUGCUGAAUCCCUUGAACCUGCUCCAAUAUACAGGCUCAUAGCAAUGGAUAGAGACAAAGGAAUAAAUGGCCAAGUGACAUAUAGUAUUACUGAACAGGAGACAGCUGUCUUCACAAUUGAUCCCACAACUGGUGUCAUCUCUUCCACAGCAGCAUUUCCAGCAGGGAACUACACCAUAUUAACAGUCAGGGCUACAGAUGGUGGAAACCCUUCUCGUUCUUCCACUGUGAGGCUGCACAUCCAAUGGAUCCACAACCCUGCACCCCCAGAUGAGCCAUUAACAUUUUGAUGAGCCACUCUUUACCUUUCAAGUUAUGGAAACUGACCCGGUGAACCACAUGCUGGGA
This is a messenger RNA of Staurois parvus, 540 nucleotides long. NCBI's taxonomy places the organism in Eukaryota, Metazoa, Chordata, Amphibia, Anura, Ranidae. The record is from the annotation of a GenBank genome assembly.